Messenger RNA from Acanthoscelides obtectus, 599 nucleotides. NCBI's taxonomy places the organism in Eukaryota, Metazoa, Arthropoda, Insecta, Coleoptera, Chrysomelidae. The record is from the annotation of a GenBank genome assembly.
UAUUCGAGAUGUCCAAGGGAUUCCAAAGAAUAAACAACAUCGACGCUCCCGAAAAGAUGGGAUUGCUCUCUUCGAAUGUUGGAGUGAACAAAGACGAACUCACGGUGAAUACGGGAAAGACUGACAUAAACAGGGUUGGCAUGGUUGAAGAGGUGAAUGGUGAAACAGAACUGGACUAUUUCUCCACGAAUGAGUGUAACAGAAUCAGCGCGACUGAGGGCGUGAACUACCCACCCAACCUGAUCCAGGCAAAGAAACCUGUUCGUUACCUGUUCCUACCAGCUUGUCGCGCGAUGCCCAUGGAGUUUGAUGAAGAGGUGUCGAUUCUGGACGGAAAAGUUUCCGCUUAUAAGUACAAACAGCCUCAAAGUGUGUUUCAGACGGCUGAUGAAUAUCCCGAGAAUCAAUGCUACUGCAGCGAAGCUGGAGCGUGAGCGCCGCUCUUCAUCUCCAAGCCCCACUUCAAGGGCGGUGAUAGGAGAAAGCUGGCGGAGAGCAUCAGAGGUCUUCAGCCCAAUCGGUCGGACCUACCCGAAUCAAUCGUGUACGUUCAUCCACAAUUUGGUUACCUGAUGUCUGGCCAAACCGUCAUCCGGUGA